UUGUUUCUGGGUGUAAAAUUGUUAGGUGUAUAAUGGUUCCCAAAACAUCGACUUCUCCACCUCCUACCGCUGCUUGGUUUGCUGUGUUCUUCCAGUGUCCUCCCUGUCUUCAAGGAUGGUAUAAUGGUGACGAGUUAAACUGAGGAAUGAAUGAGGCGGAUGGUGUAACUAGAGGGAUAUGGCAUUUGAGAAAAUGCUGCUGUGGGGAUGAUUCCACUAAUGUUAUUGCAUCCAGCUUUUUGAAGGAUUGGAUGUAUAGAUUGUGGGGAUAUGACUAACAAUUAUAUACUUCCGGAGUGGCGAGGAGAGAAGGAGGAGUGAAGCGAGGGCUGCCAGGAAGGGUAAGUUUUCCCACAUAAAAAGGGACUUACCUCAGGAGUUGGGCCUCCAUUUUGCCAGAGCGACGAGGAGAGAAGGAGGAGUGAAGCGAGGGCUCCCGGGAAGGGUACGUUUUCCCGCUUGAAAAGGGACUUACCUCGGGAGUUGGGCCUCCAUUUUGCCAGAACAGCGAGGAGAGAAGGAGGAGUGAAGCGAGGGCUCCCGGGAAGCCAAAGUUUUCCUGCAUAAAAACGGACUUACCUCGGGAGUCGGGCCUCCAUUUUGCUAGAGCAGCGAGGAGAGAAGGAGGAGUGAAGCGAGGGCUGCCAGGAAGACUUACAACACAUGAGUUCAUUGUGACCUGACAACAUGGGUGAACAAAGUACAAGAAAAUCUAUUCUCCCCUUUUCCAUACAUCCCUCCCACCUCACAUUGCUAGUGUUGACAGCUCUCCUGCUCCUGAUUCUGAAUUUGGAUGGCAUAAUGUACAAUAAAACUGCAAUUAUUGGAUCUGCAUCGUAUUGGAGAAGAUAUCCAGUUCCAAAAUUUAAUCACACCAUGAUGCAGAAAGUGGAAACAAAGAAUCCCCAUUGGACAGACAGGCUGAUACAAUGUGGCUACCAGAUUCACAGCUUCACCCCUGAAGAAAGGUCAGAGGGAAUGUACCUUAUGAAAAUGAUCAAAUGGCCUAAAUCCCCCAACUCUGCUGUGCCUUUUCAGAAAAGCAGCAACCCAGCACAUUGUCACUUUGUAAUUUUAAAUUCUGCAAAGACUUUCUAUGUGGGAGAUCAGUUACAAGUGAUGCUGCAGAUGAGUGAUUUUGAUGGUCACCCAAAGCGAUAUGGGGGUGACUAUCUCCAAGCUCGGAUCCACACCCCAGCUUUAAAAGCUGGUUCAGCAGGAACUGUUAUAGACAAUGAAAAUGGAACUUACUAUAUCAAUUUUAACUUAUCUUGGCCGGGGAAAGUUGAAGUUUCUGUUUUAUUAGUUCAUCCCAGUGAAGGGAUCCAAACACUUAAAAGACUACGUGAGGAACAGCCAGAGAGAGUGUAUUUAAAAAGUACCUUCAAAUAUCAGGGUGUUUCAGAGACCACUGUGUGUAAUCUAUAUUUGCCUCAGACUGAGCCACUCUGUAACUUUACUGAUCCCAGGACUGGGGAGCCCUGGUUCUGUUACAAACCAAAGAAGCUUCCCUGCUCUGCUCGUAUCAACCAUCUAAAAGGAGGUUUUGUGAAAAAUCUCUUAAUUGGAGAAGAGAACCAUUUUUUCCAAAGUAGUGUCAACAUCAAGAAGCCCAUAUUGCCCAGAUCACCAAUGUACAUAAUGGUCCAGCCUUCUCCCCAUACAACUCCUGCACUUCGAGACUGUGUCCGGGGACAGCCGAUGGUGUCACCGUCUGGCUUUUACUAUCAGGAUAAGUGGAUGCCAACAACCUGCAAUAUUUGCCGCUUUGAGACUCCUGCAAAAAUUGAGGAAUGCCUCCAUAGAAAAAUUGUCUAUCUGUUUGGAGAUUCCACCAUGCGACAGUGGUUUGAAUAUUUGACUCAGUUUGUGCCAGACAUCAAGAUAUUGGACCUUGGCAAUCCUAUCAAGGUGGGUCCUCAUCUUGCUGUGAACUUGGAGAACAACAUCGUGUUAGAAUAUCACCCUCAUGGUCCUCCGAUCCAAUUCAGUACCAUUGCAAGUCAGCAUCUACAACUCAUUUCAAAUAAACUGGACGAGAUUACAGGAGGGGAAAACACAGUUAUAGCCAUUACCCUAACGGCCCAUUUCACCCCUUUUCCUGUUGAAGUCUAUAUUCGAAGAAUACAGAAUAUCAGGAGAUCACUUCUCCAGUUACUCGACAGGAGCCCGGAUACACUGGUUGUAAUAAAGACGGCCAAUGUCCGGGAACAGCCCCCACAGAUCGUUCCCUAUUACAGUGACUGGUACGCUUAUCAGAUUGAUUCAGUGAUGAGAAAGAUGUUCACAGGCAUCAACGUGGUAUUUGUAGAUGCCUGGGAGAUGACCAUAGCACAUUACCUUCCUCACAAUAUACAUCCUGGGAGAAUUAUUAUAAAGAAUGAAAUAGAUGUGUUUCUUUCAUAUGUAUGCCCUUCUAUACAAAGAUAAACACUGUCUUCUUCCACUUGUGGCAGUCCCUUGAAAUUAGGAGGACACUUGCCCAUGGCAAAGAUUUGUGUAUGGACUUUUAAAAUGGGAAGGCUGUUGAAAUCCUAUAUUAGAUGUCUUCCAACCAGGUAUGGAUUAUCAUA
Hemiscyllium ocellatum (epaulette shark) is the source of this 2573-nucleotide messenger RNA. RefSeq names its product NXPE family member 3-like. The transcript is spliced from 7 exons. The coding region runs from base 688 to 2430 and encodes 580 amino acids. Lineage: Eukaryota; Metazoa; Chordata; Chondrichthyes; Orectolobiformes; Hemiscylliidae. The record is from RefSeq and is a predicted model, not a curated record.